Messenger RNA from Eurytemora carolleeae, 1008 nucleotides. Its product is annotated as splicing factor U2AF 35 kDa subunit. Lineage: Eukaryota; Metazoa; Arthropoda; Copepoda; Calanoida; Temoridae. Gene Ontology annotation, cellular component: U2AF complex; spliceosomal complex. Gene Ontology annotation, molecular function: pre-mRNA 3'-splice site binding; metal ion binding. The transcript is spliced from 2 exons. The coding region runs from base 42 to 842 and encodes 266 amino acids. The record is from RefSeq and is a predicted model, not a curated record. Gene Ontology annotation, biological process: mRNA splicing, via spliceosome.
UUAAAUAAAUAUUUUUUUCAGAGAAUUGAAUCAGUUUGAAAAUGGCUGAAUAUCUCGCCAGUAUAUUUGGUACAGAGAAGGACAAGGUGAAUUGUUCCUUCUUCUUCAAGAUGGGAGCGUGUACUCACGGAGAUAGGUGUUCAAGGAUCCACAACAAACCUACAUUCUCACAGACUAUGCUUCUGCAGAACCUUUACAUCAAUCCACAGAAUUCGGCCAAGACGGCCGACGGUUCUCACUUGGCAAACGUAACCGACGAAGAGAUGCAGGAGCACUACGACAACUUCUUCGAGGACGUGUUCGUAGAGUGUGAGGAUAAGUAUGGUCAGGUUGAGGAGAUGAACGUCUGCGACAAUCUCGGCGACCACCUGGUCGGCAAUGUUUACGUCAAAUUCAAGCGUGAAGAAGAUGCCGAGAAAGCGACCAAUGAUCUGAACAAUCGUUGGUUUGGUGGCCGGCCGAUUUACGCCGAGCUCACUCCUGUCACAGACUUCCGUGAGGCCUGUUGUCGUCAAUACGAGACCGGAGAGUGUACUAGAUCAGGGUUCUGUAACUUCAUGCACCUCAAGCCUAUCGGCCGGAAGCUUCGGCAUGAGCUGUACGGUCGUAGUAUGAAGGGAGGCGGUGUUGACAGAAGCGCAGCCGGCGGAAACCAGGUUGACCUGAAGGACGAGCUGGAGAUGGAGAAGAGGACGAGGAGGAGGAGUAGGUCCAGGGACCGCAGGAGGGACAGGUCCAGGGACAGGAAGAGGAGCAGGUCCAAGGACCGAAGCAGCAGGGACGGAAACAGCAGGGUUAAAGAGGAGAGGAGCAGGAGUAGGGAGAGGGGUGGGAGGUACUAAACCCUCCUGCUAUCCGUGAACAGACCUUUUUUCAAUCAUAAUUAGAUUUUGCUCUGUUUGCUUCUGUUCACAUAAUCUGAAAAUAUAAUUGCUCCCGAUUCAUUUAAAAAUUGUCAAAUGUAAUAAAAGUUACGAUGUCAAGUAUUGUAAAUUUCAAAUUUUCAGA